GAUAUGGGCUAGGCAUUUGGCUGACAUCCCCUAACCUUAAUGAAUGGGGCUCUAUUCCUAACCUAAACUAAAAGAUAACUCACACCAUACCUCUAAAACCAAGUUUUGCACAGUACUAGUUAAAGCCAAAGUGUCCAAUUAAACAUUUAAAGACAAGUACACACACACACACACACACACACACACACACACACACACACACACACACACACACACAUACACACACACACACACACCUUGUAAAAGCUGUUUAUUUUACUCAUUUCAUCAGAUCUGUGAGCCACUAGGGGCGACUAAAGAGAGGAGACUAAAGGGGACAUGAGGCCUCUGGACUCCACAUGAGGCCUCUGGACUCCACGUGAUGCUCCCAGAGAUAUUGAUAACCAUCCUAGAGGACGAAAAGGCCAGUUGGUUGGUUGAGUCAAGUGGAGACACGCGCAUGUCGGGACAUUCCUGUAAAUCCACCCUGACGUUCCAGUAGUGGAAAUGAAGCGAUUGUUCUUGUUUAUUUCUACUUUUAGGGGGUUUAUUAAUAUAACAUUUUUUGAAAAGCGAGAACUCUUGUCAAGUUCCUAGUGUUGCUUGUAUGAUGGUGUCAUAAAACGUGUAAUCACAAAAGGUAAUAUCAGAGUUGUAGCAGGGUUUGCUUUUUUGUUUGUUUUUUAAAGCAAACUAGUAAUAAUUGAUGCACAUGUAAUGACACGUCCCAGAGGAGCAUGGCUACUGGCUGGAAGGAUCUCCUGAAACCUUCUGUGCUCCAGCAGACCCAAAGAAGACUUUUAUUUACCACUCUGCUCUGCUAUGAACCUCAAUGUGUUCUGUAGAGCAGUGGUUCCCAAUCUUUUUUUUCAGAUGACCCACAUUUUGAAAAAGACAAAACAUCGUGACCUCAUUAAAAAAAAGUGUUUUUACUCAUUGUAAAUGCAACUGUUCUUUAAACAAAAUCCAAUGCAUUUUCUUAUCCUUUGCUGCACAUUAUCUCUAGAUGCUGAAAAGGCUUUUGAUAGAGUUAACUGGAAGUUCUUAUUUGCAACUUUACAUAAAUUUGGUUUUGGGAACUUCUUCAUAAACUGGCUACAAACAGUAUACAGUUCACCAACAGCACGUGUCAGGACGAACGACCAAAUAUCAGCUAGCUUCUGUCUUCAGUGGGGGACCAGGCAGGGAUGCCCACUCUCCUCCUAAUUGUUUGCUUUCUUUAUCGAACCACUAGCAGCAGGAAUUAGGCAAACAACAGGUAUUAAAGGCAUUAAAUGUAAGAAAAUAGAACAUAAGAUUAGUCUUUAUGCAGAUGAUGUUUUACUCUUUCUCCAGAACUCUCAAUCCUCUCUCUCCCAAGCAAUCGAACUAAUGAACUAUUUUUCAAGAGUUUCAGAUUACUCAAUAAACUGGUUAAAAUCCACUGUUCUACCAAUUAAUUUCUCAUUUGUCAAUUUACUUAAUACACAAAUGGAGUCAGGGAAUAUCACAUACCAGGGAAUUGUCUCUUCCAAGUUGGCAGAUCUAACCAAACUAAACUACAUCCCAGUUUUAAAGAAAAUGGAAGAUGAUUUUGCAAGAUGGAAAUCCUUACUGAUAUCACUCAUGGGGAGGGUUGCUACAAUUAAAAUGAUGGUCUUACCCAGAAUAAAUUACUUAUCUUCAGGGCCCGACCGAUAUGCUUUUUUUGGGACCGAUACCGUUAUAAAACUUUUAACAAAGGCCGAUAGCCAAUAUAAUGGCCGAUAAAUCUCCCUCACAAAAAAAGGUAGCGCAAUAUUGGCCAUAUAGGCCGUCUUUUUGGCCGAUAGCCGAUAGUGUUAAUGACCCCUAUAUCGGCCAACAAUAUCGGCCGGCCGAUAUAUCGGUCGGGCCCUACUUAUUUUCAAUGAUCCCAAACAAGUCACCAGCUGACUGGUUUAGAUCUCUCGACUCCUCAAUUACCAAAUUCCUUUGGCAGGAUAAACGUCCAUGAAUUAGCUUAAAAACACUUCAGAAGACCAAAGACAAAGGAGGACUGGAUCUACCCAACUUUUAUUAUUAUUUCUUAGCCAACAGGCUGCAAUAUAUACCAAGAUGGUUGCAAGAUAACCCACUAGAUGAGUCCUGGUCAGACAUAGAACAGACACUUUGCAAUAUGAUAGAGCUUUCAGAGUUACCAUUUAUUUGCUCAAGCAUAAGAAAACAUGAAGGCUUCAAAAGUAUUAGUAUCAGCACCUCUCUGACAGCAUGGUGGGAGUAUCUUAAAAUGACAGAGUCUUCACUAGUACCAUGCAGACGCACACCUAUCUGGAAUAAUCCUGAUAUUUUGUAAAAAAAACAAACAAAAUGAUGAACCUUCCGGACUAGAAUAAUAAAGGAAUCCUAUACCUGGAACACAUAUAUGAAGGAUUGGACUUCAUCCCAUUUAAUACAAUAGUCUCCCAAUUUUAAAUAGAUAAGAAUAGCUUUUCAGAAUAUCACCAAAUUAAAUCUAUAGUCAAACAAAAAUUUAAGCUCAAUAAAAUAGAAUUACAAACACCACCAAGGGUAUUGGACUUCUAUAAUCUCAAACCCCCCAAACUACUGUCUAAAGUAUAUAAGACACUGUCCAAAAUAGACGAUAGAAUAGCAAUCCCUGUUGAAAAAUGGGAGGUGCCCAACCAGCCAUUCCUCCCCAUCCCCGCAUAUUUCUCCUCCUGCUCCCUCACAUCAUCACACAAACAUACACAUAGGACCUUGGGGGGUGGACAAGUCAGGGAGUGCGGGUAUGGACCCCAUUUCCGCAUUCCUGUGGCAAUCUGCCCCCCAAUUUUAUUUGCACCUUAUACACUUCCACCGAUGACAUUCCACGCAAACACACACUUAGGGCAUUGGGAGUGAGCACAUUCAACGGCACUUGGCAGGGGGAUUUCUCAGCCUCCUCCCGAGUGCCGGUGCCCACUUCCAAUUUUAAACUGCAUUUAGACACCGAGGGCUGUGGGUGCAAUUGGGGUGGUGCGGUGGCAUCAGCUGGCAUAGGCCAGACGAUGCCCGCACUGCCCGCUCACCACAGCUAUGGAAUACACCGCAUGAACACACAACACUAUAUUGGAGCAGGCGGAGGGAGACUAGGGGGUCUUAGCACACCUCUGUUGUUGCUUGGCUUCCUGGGGCUGGAGGCUAGGAGGGACCUCUGGCCAUCUGGUUGGGGUCUGGGGUGGUGGGUUGCUGUGCUCAUCGCUGGGCCGGGGAGCCUGCUCAUCAGCACCCCAGUAGAAAGGGUCAAAAUCUGGUAACCGGUGAUGGUUUUACCCAAUGUGAGCAGUACCGGGACCAGAGUGAAUAGGGUGUGUAUGGGGAGCAUGAGUGGGUGUCCGGCGUACAUUUUUGUAAGUCUUGGGUUGUAUGUGCAUGCGUGAGCAUGAGGGAGGGAGUGUGUUACUGUGUUUGUGUAUGACUGUAUAUGUCAGGUGGGGCCUUUGACUCCUCCCCUCUCCUGGGACUUCUUUUGAUGAUAUAGAUCUUCGUCUCCCCUCCCUCUGCCACACCUGGUGGGGUGUGGUGCCUUGGUCUGCCUGAGUGUUUGUGGCUCCCAGGUCAGGGGGUUUAAGAUUUUUGGCGUCUGCCUGGUCAAUCCCGGUGGCUGCCUGGUGGGGUCUGGGUCCCUGGGCUCUGCUGGGUCCCCGGCGGGGGUGGUCGCCCCUGGGUCACGGGCUCAGCCAGCUAGGGGGUGGGAGGCUACGGGCGGGCCUGUGGGCUUGCCGCUGAUAUCUCCCGGGACUCUGCCAGCUGCUGGUUGUGGCCCCCUGGGGCGAUCCUCUGUGCCUCUCGAGGUGGGCGGGUGCCUUUCUGGUUGCAGUCUCCUUGGGGUUCCUAUGUUCUGGGGCAGCACCUGGAUCUCUGGGACUUGGAGCUCCCCCCGUCUCCUACACAUUUUUGGGGGGCAGAUCUGUGGCCCCUUACACUCUCUAUUGGACGCUCCUGUAGAGAAAUCUUACAUAAACAAGCGCGUGUACACACACAGGUGCUCAUAUGGUGCUCUCAUAAGUAUGGACUUGGCCACAUUCAACACAUGUCAAGGCUGUGGUUGGCACUAAAUGCACUGUGAUUUAUUAUCGUGAUUGUUCAGUUAAACAAUGUUGAUUUUAUAUUUCCUCAUCAGGUUGACGCAGUGAUAGUUUGCUCCUGUAGUAUUGUUGUGUUUCCCUUUUCUGCAGGUCUAGAAGCAGACUCUUGUUCAUCAUUGAUUGUUUAUUUUUGUAAACCCCUUCCCUUUGUCUCUUCCUUUCUCUUUCAAAUCCUUCUCCGUGUCUGGUCGGUAUGACAAAGCAUUCAAAAAACAAUAACAAUAAAGUUUAAAGUAGCAGGCAUGACAUUAAAGCAGAAGCUUUGAUGCUCCACCUGAGAGUAAAUCUGUAAGGCUUGUCACCUGCAAUCAGACAUUAAUUCUGUUUGCUUCACAUCCAGACAGGACACGAGGAAAAAAAGAAAUAAAAAAAUUAAAAAAUUUAAAUAAAAAUAAAAAAAGAAAGAAAAUUAUUUUAUAAUUUGAAGAAAGUAGUAUAGUUCCCCUUUUCUUCUUCCGGCUCUUGGAGGGUUCAGACGCUUUUUUCCUCCUCUCCUCCAAAUCUUAUCGUCAAGGCCCUUUGUCUGUCUGUGUGUGCUGGGUGCACGGCUGCUUCUGCAUUUUUUCUGGAAACUGGAAACUGAAAUUUACUAAAAUGGAUCUCGUCAGUUGGUCACUCAAUGCGAUAGAUAAAAAAUUUUCAAUGAUGAGAACGGGAGAAGGGGCUCCCAGAUGCCUCUAUGUGACAGACCCAGUUGGACACAUCAUGGACUCCUGGAAACAGUGGAACUUGAUUUUUUUUAUCUCAGCUGUCUCUGGAGGACUCUGAAGACAUGUGGAUAUUCGUGGUGUUGGUGUCAUGUUUCCUGCUCAUUGGUCUUGGAGGCUACCUGGCUUACCGGAAUAUUUACGAGCUGUCGAGGAAUAUUGGCCUGAUCCCUGAGCUCAGGGAUGGUUUGCACCACGCUGUGAAUUCACUUACUCACAUAAUUGUCGAGAUGAAUCGUACGCUUGGGACUUUUGCCAAGAUUCAUAUUGGCACAAAAGAUAGAUGCCAUCAAGGAGAGAGUGGACGAAUCAGCACGGAUUGGGAUAGAUUAAUGUCCAUUAUUGGGAUUUUGAGAGGUUGAGGACCAACAAACGGUAAGACAGAGAGGAAAUGAUCUCUGUCUGGCCCCAAAACAAUUUCUAAUCGGAAUCUGGCGCCCUUGAGCCUGCAAGGCUCCAACGAAAACUACCCCCUCAGAAGAUAUGUGGAAUGUGCCGUCGCUAUGGCAACUCAACUCUGUCUCCUAUCCCAGCCUGGGCGGGACUGCGGGAAGGCCGCUGAAACGUUCCAGGGUCACUGCAACCCUCCAACCCUCAAUGCUCCUCCCCCUAUCCACACUGAGGUGACAUGUGCUGCUUCUAUCGUGGCUGCAGGAACUGAAGUGGGAAUAGUCCCAACCCACCACCCCACCUAGUGGACACUUAUGUUGUGUUGUCUGAAGUCUGUUGCAUAUCUGUCUGAGGUGUUUUUUUGCAGAGCAAAGCUGCCCUCCCGGUGGAGGGUAACUCUGAAGUGCCUUUUUUCCCCUCCACCUGAACCACCCCUCAUGUAACCCUCAUCUCUAUUAAGGUAGCGCGACUCAGGGUUGCGAAUGACUACAGUCACCAAUUCUUGUCAUGUGUCUUGCCCAUGUAUGUCUGAUCUCUGAAUUGUGUGUACUGAAACUCUAAUUUCCCUCUGGGAUUAAUAAAUAAUAAUAAUAAUAAUAAUAAUAAUAAUAAUAAUAGCCUUUAUUGCCAUUGUACAGGAUACAACGAAAUUGGAGUGCCACUCCCUUGGUGCACAAUACAAUAAUACCUCUAAAUAUAAAGGUCCCCUAAAACAAAACAAUAGUCAGUAACAACACAAUAGUAAGUAACAAAAACACUAGUAAGUGACAAAAUAAUAGAAAGUAAUAUAUGCCGACUAGCACACUAUAUACAGAACAGCAGCUACCAUAUCAUGUAAAAAAAAUGGCAUUAGAAUAGCAGUAUAGUAGUUGACGGUGACCUUGACAGUCGCUAAGCAGUUUUAAUUGUUUUUAUGCUUAUUCACUAUAGAGAUCGCCCUGGGAAAGAAGCUAUCCCUGAAUCUGUUUGACCUUGUUUUAUGUGACCUAUACCGUCGACCUGAUGGUAAUAGUUGAAAGACGUGAUUGCUGGGGUGAGAUUGGUCCUUGAUGAUAUGAAAGUAUAUUUGAUUUGAUUUGAUUUGAUUUUAAAUUCAAUAAAUACAACUCUCUGCCUUCAGCAGACUAAGUAAUGACUGAGAAUUGUUUCACAUUGUCCUCUGUUAUUUAGUUUUUCUUCCUCCCAUGCAGUAUUUAAUAAAAGGUUCAUUUCUAGUCUUCAUUCUGCAGCUUUUUACUCUUAGCUGUAGGGAUUUUUUUUUGCCACAUUAUUAUAUUUAUUUUCCCCUUCCAGUCACAAUCACAGCUUUAUUCAAGACAAACUUCAGGAUGGAGUUCCCUUUGACCUCUAGGAGCUGCCUGCAUUUACAAUUAUAGGGAUCUCGUGUGGCUUCCUGGGAGCGUUCUUUGGUUACCUGAACAGACAGGUGGUUCUGUUUAUGAGGAGGCCGAUGGCUCUCACUUGCUUUCUAACCAAACAUUGUUUGAUCUGUCCUGGAGCAGUGACACUGGUCAUCGCCACCUUCACGUUUCCCCCUGGUUUUGGACAGUUUAUGGCCGGGGAGCUGAUGCCCAGAGAAUGCAUCAACUCCCUUUUCGAUAUUUUCACCUGGACCAAAAUCGCUGGGCCCCCUGCUCCAACUGGCCUCGGUUGCUCUUCCGCAUGGCUGCAUCCUCGUGUCAGCGUCUUCUUUGUCCUCCUCCUCUUCUUCAUCAUGAAGUUCUGGAUGUCAGCAGUUUCCACCACCAUGCCCAUCCCCUCCGGUGCCUUUUUGCCCACGUUCAUUUUAGAAGGUGCGUUCGGUCGGCUUGUCGGGGAGAUCACGGCCACGCUUUUCUCAAACGGGAUACUGUUUGAUGAAAUCAUUUGCCGAACACUACCAGGAGGCUAUGCCGUCAUUGGCACGGCGGUGAUGAGGGGCGCUGUCACACACACAGUUUCCACAGCGGUGAUCUGCUUCGAGCUGACGGGUCAGAUCUCCCAAAUCCUACCCAUGAUGGUGGCGGUCAUCCUGGCCAACAUGGUGGCCCAGGGUCUGCAACCGUCUAUCUACGACUCCAUCAUCCAGGUGAAGAGGCUACCCUACCUGCCGGAGCUGGCUCUCGGACACAUCAGCAAGUACAACAUCUUCGUGGAGGACAUCAUGGUGUGCAAAGUCAAGUUCCUGUCUUCUCAGUCCACCUACCGGCAAUUAAACCACCUGCUGGAGACCACCACCCUGAAAACCAUCCCGCUCGUCGACUCUAAAGAAUGCAUGAUUCUACUUGGCUCGAUUGAGAGGACUGAGCUUCAGGCUGUCUUGGACUGGUGGCUCUCUCCAGAAAGGCGAGUCUUUGAAAGAGGUCAGUGUUCACCAGACCAAGGCUCCAAAACCAGCUGGGAGUCCUUCACCUUUGUAGACGAGGAGGAAGACAAUGUUCCUGACAAGACCGUCACGCCCGCUCAGGAGGAAUGCAAUGGGCCCAUCCCAUCCCCCGCCCCUCAGGAGCCCUCCACCAACAACAGACAAACGCAAGCUGCCAUCUGUCAGGAGGACUCUUCAGCGACUCUUCUCCUCCUCGUCUUCGACAGAUCAGGCGGAAACUCAGGAAGCCAUGACUCCUCCGCUCGCUGACACCAUGUGCCCUGAGGAGAUCAAAACCUGAGAGGAGGCGGAGCUGGACAAGCCUUUUGACAUGGAGAAGAAGAAGAAGAAGAAAAUAUAAUUUCUAUAGCGCCUCUCAAGAUAAAAAUCACAUGGCGCUUCACAAAAACAAAAACUAAAAAUAUUUAAAAAAUAUAAAAAAGCAUUUAGAAAAUGUUUAAAAAUAUAUUUCAAAUGAGCAAAAAUAAGCAAUUGCGAUUUAAAAGAAAAAAUGUAAAGAAAGAGAGAGAGU
Nothobranchius furzeri (turquoise killifish) is the source of this 8040-nucleotide messenger RNA. Lineage: Eukaryota; Metazoa; Chordata; Actinopteri; Cyprinodontiformes; Nothobranchiidae. The record is from RefSeq and is a predicted model, not a curated record.